AUGGUAGACCGCAUACCAUACCGGCGCCAACAUUUUCUACAAAUAGGCUUCUUCGUGUUGUACAUACUGGACGAGAUCGUUCAUUUCUUCUAUGGCGACACGGAGGAAGCCAACAUUCUGCACCAUCAAGGGCGCAGCGGCGGCGCUUGCGAGCGACGCCAUUCGGAAGUAAGCCCUGGUUACGGUGCAACCGAAGCGCGAUCGCUGUUGCACGCUGAGAAGCAACCGCCUUACAACCCGUCUUUUUAUCGAACCCAAAGCGACAGCGCUUUGUUCGAUCAACCGCCCUCCCAGCUGUGCCAUGUGGGGCACCAAGAGCCCUGCCAGUCGGUUUCCACGGCCAAUAUUGGCCUGUUGGCGGCGCUCUCGGUGCACGCCUUAAUCGAAGGGCUGGUUGUUGGUUUGGAAACGCGAUCGGAGAAAGUUUUGCUCCUUUUAGGGGCUAUAGCUUCGCAUAAAUUGGUGGUGGCUUUUUGUCUUGGUAUGGAAUUGGCGUCGAAUUCCUCUUACAGUUUUAUGAAACAUUUGUUGUGCAUUUUGAUAUUCUCUGCUGGAUCAGUAUUGGGUAUUGUAGUAGGUAUGAUGAUCUAUAGCAUACCAGGAGAAAUUAAAUAUAGCGUGAUACCAAUAUUACAAGCUCUAUCAGGUGGUACUCUUUUAUAUGUAACUGUAAGUGAAAUAAUUCCUCGCGAAAGGGCAAGAUGGCACCAGCAACACGAGAAGAAGGCCGCAGGAUUGGUACAAUUCUCUUCAGUUUUUCUUGGAUUUGCUAUGAUGACAUUAUUAAGUAACUAUUUAGAUUAUGACGCAUAA
Molecule: messenger RNA, 813 nt
Organism: Phyllotreta striolata
Lineage: Eukaryota; Metazoa; Arthropoda; Insecta; Coleoptera; Chrysomelidae
Source: the annotation of a GenBank genome assembly